AUGUGGUCUAACACAAGUGUGAUGUCAACAGAGAGACAUAAUGGGGCACAGGCCUUCCUUCUGAGCCAGGAACUCACCCUUGCCAUCUACGUAGCCUUUCGCCAAGCACUAAUCCCCUGUGUCAGCAUUGUUGGUAUAGUCGGGAAUGUGGCCAGCAUUGUCAUACUGACUCGACGGGGAUUUAGGAAAUGUUCCAAUAUACUUCUCCUGGCUUUAUCUAUCUCUGAUGUUUUAUUUCUCACGGGCCUUAAUAACAUAUUUAUGUUCAUUUACGAUCAAGGUAACCCAAGCGUAUUUAUGAUAUCUUACAAUAUCAAUUAUUUGUUUUAUAUAUUAUAUAUGGUGUUGUUAUGUUUCCGCCAUAUGGGACUCCAGACCGUAAUGAUCCUACCAUCUUUGAUUACGGCUGAAAGGGUCUUAGCAAUCUUUAUCCCUCUCAAGGUAUAUAUAAUAUUGACCCGACGGCGCUCACUAAUCGUAGUUUUAUGUCUUUAUAUUGUAAACGGAAUUCAUUUUCUGUACGUGUAUAUUUUAUGCAUACAGUUCAAACAGUUUGCUGUCAAAGGUGGUUCUUACAUUGGCGUGUUUCUGACAACGGAGAUAUAUCUACAGGACAUUAGAAGCGGCCUGUAUCAGCUCAUACACAAUAUUACUAAUUACAUGACAGGAAUAAUUCAAAUUUGCCUGGUGACCGUUGGGUGUGUAGUUAUUGGACUUCGAGUCAUAGUGAUAACCAACAGACGUAAGCAAUUAGUAUCCAAUCAAGUAAAAUUGCCAGCUAAAACAUUAAUAUCAAAAACAACAAAAACCCUCCUCAGUAUUUGUAUCCUGUUUAUUUUGUGUAGCGGAUCUACAUUUGUCGUUGCCUUUAUCGCAAAUACACCACCGAUAGAUAAGGAUUUUGCAAUGCAGAAAGUGCUCGUGUGUGUUCAGGACUUGAUCAUUUGUGUUAAUUGUGUCGGGGACUUUGUAAUAUACAUCGGUGGUAGAAAGAGCUCCAGAAAAACUGUUACAAGCUGGUGUCGAAUUUCAAACCAUAAAGGAUGA
Molecule: messenger RNA, 1047 nt
Organism: Candidula unifasciata
Lineage: Eukaryota; Metazoa; Mollusca; Gastropoda; Stylommatophora; Geomitridae
Source: the annotation of a GenBank genome assembly